GAAACAUCAGACUAAGGACAGAAACACACCAGCUCUGAGAAAUGGCUCAGACUCUAUAUUUCCCUCUUCUCCUCAUUGCUCUCUGCUCCAUAUCUGAAUGUGUUCAGCGUCAGUAUCACUUUAUACAUGAGAAGAAGACCUGGACUGAAGCUCAGAGAUACUGCAGAGAGAAAUACACAGAUCUGGCCACUGUUGACAACAUGAAUGACACGAUUCAGCUGAUGAAGAGUGUGAAUGAUGAACGUAUCUGGAUUGGUCUGCAGAGGAAAUGGCAGUGGUCUUCAGGUGAUCCUGCACUCUUUUUGAAUUGGGCAUAUAGGCAACCAGAUGGCAAAGAUGAGUGUGCUUUUAUGAUAAAUGGAGAGUGGCAUGAUGGAGCAUGUAGUAACACCUUGUUCUUCAUAUGCUACAACAUGAGCAGAGGACUGGUGUUUGUCGAUCAGAUGAUGAACUGGAGAGACGCUCAGAGUUACUGCAGACAGAAUCACACUGAUCUGGUCACUGUGAGGAACCAGAAUGAGAGUCAACAGCUGGAGAAGUUCAUUAAUGACAGUAACUCAUCUGGAUCUGCAGUCUGGAUCGGUCUGUUCAGAGACUGGCAGUGGUCAGAUCAGAGCAACUAUUCAUUCAGAUACUGGGAUACCAAUCAACCUGAUAAUCAAGGAGGAACUGAAAACUGUGCAGUGAUCACUCAGAACGUUCAGGGACGAUGGAAUGACAUCUCUUGUGAUCAUCAGUUUCCUUUUGUAUGUCAUGAAGAUAAACUGAUUGUGAUCCAGCAGAAUCUGUCGUGGUCUGAAGCUCUGAGAUACUGCAGACAGAAUCAUGUGGAUCUGGUCUCGGUUCAGUCAGUGGAGAUGCAGCGUCGUGUGAUGAACGUGGUUAAACUGGCGUCUACUGAGGCGGUGUGGUUGGGUUUGCGUUUCUCCCACAUUUUGGGCAUCUGGUACUGGGUGAGUGGAGAGACCGUGUUUUAUCAGAACUGGGCUCCAGGGAACGGCACAUCAGAGGAGGACUGUGAGCCCACAGUGAGAUCUGGAGCAGUUCAGUCUGGAGGAAGUCAGACCUGGAUCAGCCGUCCUGAAACUGACAGACUCAACUUCAUCUGCAGCAGAUAUGGGUGAAUGGGCAUAUAAGAACAAAUGUGUAAUCACUUCCAUUCACUUUUCUCUUUAUUCAUCAGUUUGUAUAAAAAACAGAAAUACUUUUGCGUAUAAAAUUAAAUAUAACAAUUGACCAUAGGUUGCGUAAAUUCUCUGUUCACAUUUUGGUAAAAUGUACUCUUUAAUAAUUGAUUGACCCACUGAAGUUACUAUUUUUCCUCGAGUCUCUUCCUCCAGGUUUUUACGUAUCUGUAAAAUGAAUCAAUGGGAUCUCUUUAUAUUGUAAUCCUCACUUGUCAGAAUGACUGAUUGCAUUGUGUUUAUAAACUCUUUCAACGUGUUUCUUGUUAGUAACUUCAUUAGAGAUAUCUUUGUAUUGUUUUCUUUUAGUUUUAUCAUGAGGUCAUUUGCUUCCAUCAGUAAUUAUAUUCAUUCAUGUAGUUGAAGAGUAUAUCAUGAGUUUUUUUACAUUCCUUGCAUGUGCUUUAAGGACCUAUAUAUGCUGGAGUACGUCUCUGUAUUUUAUCAUUAUUUUAACAAUAAAAAGUGUUUAAUCACUCUCUGUCCUUCAGGUUAGUCCCUGCUUUAUCAGGA
Danio rerio (zebrafish) is the source of this 1697-nucleotide messenger RNA. NCBI's taxonomy places the organism in Eukaryota, Metazoa, Chordata, Actinopteri, Cypriniformes, Danionidae. The record is from RefSeq and is a predicted model, not a curated record.